Ictalurus furcatus (blue catfish) is the source of this 2491-nucleotide messenger RNA. RefSeq names its product cAMP responsive element binding protein 5a (gene creb5a). Gene Ontology annotation, biological process: regulation of transcription by RNA polymerase II. NCBI's taxonomy places the organism in Eukaryota, Metazoa, Chordata, Actinopteri, Siluriformes, Ictaluridae. Gene Ontology annotation, molecular function: DNA-binding transcription factor activity, RNA polymerase II-specific; cAMP response element binding. The coding region runs from base 122 to 1447 and encodes 441 amino acids. The transcript is spliced from 11 exons. The record is from RefSeq and is a predicted model, not a curated record.
GUAAUGCUUCUGUAAAUAGAUCAUAUUGUAAUCGCGUUUCAGUUCCGCGCGCUCGGUGUCUGCUCGAGGAGCGUCGCUCGUCUCGGUCCGCGCGCGCCUUCAGGCUCUUCAGGUCUCAGUGAUGAACACUGAUCAGGACGGGCCAUAUGUAUGCACUGCUCCCGGAUGCACUCAGCGCUUCCAAAGAGAAGAUCAUCUCCUCAUACACAGGCACAAGCAUGAGAUGACCCUCAAAUUCUCUUCCAUUAAGUGUGACAACACACUGUCAGAUCAGACUCCGACUCCAACACGCUUCCUGAGGAACUGCGAGGAGGUUGGACUCUUCAGUGACCUGGAGCUCAAUCAGGCAUCAGACGAAGACGAAGAGGAAUCAGAACAGAACUUUUCAGUACAGGGUUCAUCGCGAGAGAGCGGGCAUCAUGGCUCCCAGCAACAGCAGUGUGCCGUGGCUCAGUUCCACACAAAUCUCCACACACACACCUCUCACUCUUCAUCUCACUGCUCUAUGGAACGACACACCACCCAUAGCACCACCAACACACAGUCAGGUGCCAGUUGUCUUCACAACCAGCAGCGAAACCCUGCAGCCUGCGCCAUGCAAGCAGCCCCCAGUGUGCGUAUGAACACACAGUUACCGAUGGACCCCAGCAUGACGGAUAUACCAGGCCCUACUCACUCCAGAUCAUGCCCCACACCCCAGAGGUCAAAGGUCAUGUCAUGCCAGACUCACCCAAUGGCGUCCAAUGGGAACCAGAACACCAUGGGUCACAUGAUGGAGAUGAUGUCACCACAGCAUGCGAGGAUGGGGCUGCCUCUGACGCACAUGCCAGCAUCGCCUCAUCAAUCGUAUCAGCAGCACGGCCUCAGCCAAUCACAGCAUAGACACACCCAUCAGCAUCAAAGUCAAGAGCAGUCUCCUCACAGCUGUGCUCACCAUUCGCCCCCUGCACACCUGCACCCGGGCCCUGCUCAACCGCCAGCCAAACACCUGACACGUCAACCAAUCCCUGCACAGACAUCUCCAGUUCCCAAAACCAUGACGUGUGCAGAAUCUCCUCUCCAGACAAGCGGAGGGAAACGCAGACGGACAGCAGACGACGAUCCAGAUGAGCGCAGGCGCAAGUUUCUGGAAAGGAACAGAGCAGCAGCGUCACGCUGCAGACAGAAGAGGAAAGUCUGGGUGACGUCACUGGAAAAGAAGGCAGAGGAGCUUACACACACAAAUCUGCAGCUACAGAACGAAGUAACACUACUCAAAUCAGAGGUCAUUCAACUGAAGCAGCUUCUGCUGGCGCAUAAAGACUGCCCUGUUACUGUGAGACAACGAGAAACACAAGUUGGGAGCCCAACAGGAAGUCCCCUCCAGACGCAAAACAUCCAACACAACAGCAUCUCGUCCUCAGUGGCGCACACACACCUCACCACGCGCUCGCAUUCUGCAUCCUAAAGCCAGUCUGAACACACACACACACAUACACACACACACACACACACAUACACGUUCGAGCCACUGAUACAUUUCUUCAAUCAAACGGCUGUAGUAUAUAAUUCAAUAAUUAUUAUGAAUCUCAGAACGUGUUCUUGUUCUCUCAGUAUAUCGCCUGAUUCCAUCCAUACGAUUCAUCUCAGUUAGCGAUGUCAAUCAGACUGAUAACGAACCAGAUGUGUGACCGAUUCGAGGCAGCGCUUCAGCUGAACGUUAGGACGCUGGAUCCUCUCGCCUCUCACUGUGACGGACUGGAAGAAGCCGACUGGACAAGCUCGUACUCGCGUCACGCCGCCUUAUUCCUGUCGUUCUGACCCUUUCGGCCAGGUGGUAUCUCCUCAGGAAUGUUCACCUCUGGCAGUAUUUGCGUUCCAGUAUGUUUCUUGUGUUUUUCGAGCACUUUGUUUUCCUCUGCCUCAGCAGCUGAAAUGCCAGAUGAGAACACGAUUCAGUACACGAUUUUGUACUUUAUCAAUCAGGGUUCUGUACGAUAGUGUAAAUAGAAACGGAUAGUUUUGUAUGUCUUUGGAUUGCAACCGCACCUUCUGCUCUGCUCUGCACAUUUCUGCUCUUUUACUUACAAUUGUAACUGCUUUAUUAACCACGUUUAAUCCAUUAUACUGUAUAUGAGGAAUGAUCCUGAUGAUUCAUAACAUACUACCCACGAAGACGUUUAUAAUCUCCAGUAUUUUUCACGUGAACACAGACUGCACAGAUGGUAUAGAUUAUAAGGGAUAGAAUUUUUUUUUUUUUGAAGUACCUUAUUUCCCACUGACAAUCACAUUUCAUUAGCGAGCGGAUAAUAAAAUCUCGACAUUGUGCUAUUACUGUAUGUUCACGCAUAUACGUGCAGCGCAGUGCAGUGUUAGAAAACGUCUACCGUUGAAAAACAUCGGGGAAAUAACUCUGUACAGUUUUCCAAAAACGAAAAAAAAAUCCAUAUUUCUUUAUUUUUGUAACUAACAAACGUUAUGGCUAUUUCUAAUUAAAAGAACUUGAGCUGCA